Messenger RNA from Oryctolagus cuniculus (rabbit), 6757 nucleotides. RefSeq names its product ankyrin repeat and IBR domain containing 1 (gene ANKIB1). Gene Ontology annotation, biological process: protein ubiquitination. The record is from RefSeq and is a predicted model, not a curated record. Lineage: Eukaryota; Metazoa; Chordata; Mammalia; Lagomorpha; Leporidae. Gene Ontology annotation, molecular function: ubiquitin-protein transferase activity; protein binding; zinc ion binding.
AGCAACUGUUUACAUUACAUUAGAUAUAAGUAUGCUAGAGAUUAUUUAGGAUGUACAUAAAUUAUAUGAAAAUAUUAUACCAUUUUAUAUAAGGGACUCAAGCAUCUGUGGAUUUUGGUAUUCUCAGGGGUCCUGGCACCAAUCCCCAGGUGAUACUAAGGGACAACUGUACCGGGUAUAUUUGAAUGAAAUUCACUAGUUUUCCAUUCAUGUCACUUUUCCUCCCUGGAAUUUAGUCUGAAUUCCACUGGGCAUUUGGUUGUCAUGUUGCCUUACUCUUUGCUAAUCAGUGGCCACUUGUGCAAUCUUUGCUUGCCUUUCAUGGCCUACUGCUUGCACAGAGGACUGGCCAGUGAUUCUGUAUGUCUCUCAAUUUGACUUUCUGAUAUUUUCUGGUAUUAAUUGAGAUAGUCAUAUUUAAAGAUGUGUAAAUUUUCAGGAGAAUGCCUUACGUACCUUUUUUAGUGCAUCAAGUUGUGAUAAUUGAUGUUACUAUGUCAAAAAGUUUGUGAAAAAGUGGAAUUAAAAGAUAAGUUUAUUUUGGUGCAAAAAUAUUUGAAAUCCAUAUAUAAUUUUAUAACGUGUAUUUCCCAUGAACUUUUGGAAGAACCUUCAUAUGUUACAAUGGUAUUAACCUUUUGAUUACCUGGUUAAGAUAUUGUCACCCAUAGUAAAAUUGCUAUUUUUUUACUUUAUAAUUAUUAACUAUUUUAGGGGAAAAGCCUUGAGUCUGUGCAAAUAUCUUGUUUCUCUUCAAUCUUUUGCACACUAAUUUUAAAAUUCAUCCAGUUAAUGCAGUAAGGCAAGAAAAAGAAGUAAGAAGCAUGCAAUGGAGAGCAUUGGGCUUUGUGGUGAAGAUGCCACUUGGGAUGCCUGCACCCCGUAUUGGAGUACCUGGGUUCAAGUUCAACAUCACACCUUGUUCCAGCUUCCUGCUAGUGUACAACCCCAGAGGCAGCAGAAUGUGAAACAUGUUGCAGAAGCAUUCAAGAAGUAGCUGAAGAAGGAAGAAGUGCCACUGCCUAUCAGAAAAGCAAAACAAAACAAAACAUGGGAAACACAACCACCAAAUUCCGUAAAGCACUCAUCAGUGGUGAUGAAAACCUGGCCUGCCAAAUAUAUGAAAACAACCCUCAGCUGAAAGAAUCCCUUGAUCCAAAUACAUCUUACGGGGAGCCCUACCAGCACAAUACCCCACUGCACUACGCUGCUAGACAUGGAAUGAACAGGAUAUUAGGGACUUUUCUUUUUGGUAGAGAUGGAAAUCCAAAUAAACGGAAUGUGCACAAUGAGACAUCUAUGCAUUUGUUGUGUAUGGGGCCUCAAAUUAUGAUCUCUGAAGGAGCCCUUCAUCCUCGCUUAGCGCGCCCCGCGGAAGACGACUUCAGGAGAGCGGAUUGUCUGCAGAUGAUCCUGAGAUGGAAAGGAGCGAAGCUGGACCAGGGAGAAUACGAGAGAGCGGCCAUCGAUGCCGUGGACAACAAGAAAAACACAGCCCUGCACUAUGCUGCCGCCUCGGGGAUGAAAGCCUGUGUUGAGCUUUUAGUAAAACAUGGAGGAGACUUGUUUGCUGAGAAUGAAAAUAAAGAUACUCCUUGUGAUUGUGCUGAAAAGCAGCACCACAAAGAUCUGGCCCUCAAUCUGGAGUCUCAGAUGGUGUUCUCACGGGACCCUGACGCUGAAGAAAUCGAAGCGGAAUACGCCGCGCUAGACAAACGAGAGCCGUACGAAGGAUUGAGGCCGCAGGACCUGCGCAGGCUGAAAGACAUGCUUAUUGUGGAGACUGCGGACAUGCUGCAGGCCCCCCUGUUCACUGCUGAAGCUUUGCUUCGCGCUCACGACUGGGACAGGGAGAAGUUACUUGAAGCGUGGAUGUCCAACCCAGAGAAUUGCUGCCAGCGAUCAGGUGUACAGAUGCCAACUCCACCACCAAGCGGGUACAACGCCUGGGACACACUGCCUUCUCCAAGAACUCCAAGGACCACACGCUCUUCUGUCACCUCUCCCGAUGAAAUCAGCUUAUCUCCUGGGGAUUUGGACACCAGUUUGUGUGACAUUUGCAUGUGCAGUAUCUCUGUAUUUGAAGACCCAGUGGAUAUGCCCUGUGGACAUGACUUUUGUAGAGGAUGUUGGGAGUCGUUUUUGAAUCUAAAAAUUCAAGAAGGUGAAGCUCACAACAUUUUCUGCCCUGCGUACGAUUGCUUCCAGCUGGUGCCUGUGGACAUCAUAGAGAGUGUGGUUUCUAAGGAGAUGGAUAAACGGUACCUACAGUUUGAUAUUAAGGCCUUUGUUGAAAAUAAUCCUGCCAUUAAAUGGUGUCCUACCCCAGGCUGUGAAAGAGCAGUCAGACUCACGAAGCAGGGGUCAAGUACAUCGGGAUCUGAUACACUGAGCUUUCCACUGCUGAGAGCUCCUGCUGUGGACUGUGGAAAAGGACACCUCUUCUGCUGGGAGUGCCUUGGUGAAGCACAUGAGCCUUGUGACUGCCAGACAUGGAAAAAUUGGCUACAAAAAAUCACUGAAAUGAAACCAGAAGAACUGGUUGGAGUUAGUGAAGCUUAUGAGGAUGCUGCCAAUUGUCUCUGGCUGUUAACCAACUCCAAGCCCUGUGCUAACUGUAAGUCUCCAAUACAGAAGAACGAAGGCUGCAAUCACAUGCAGUGUGCCAAGUGCAAGUAUGACUUUUGCUGGAUUUGCCUAGAAGAAUGGAAAAAGCAUAGUUCUUCCACUGGAGGGUAUUACAGAUGUACUCGCUACGAAGUCAUUCAGCACGUGGAAGAGCAGUCCAAGGAAAUGACUGUGGAGGCUGAGAAAAAACACAAACGGUUUCAGGAGCUUGACAGAUUUAUGCACUAUUACACGAGAUUUAAAAACCAUGAGCAUAGUUAUCAGUUAGAACAACGCCUUCUUAAAACAGCCAAAGAAAAGAUGGAGCAGUUGAGUAGAGCUCUCAAAGAAACUGAAGGAGGCUGUCCAGAUACCACUUUCAUUGAAGAUGCAGUUCAUGUGCUCUUAAAAACUCGACGCAUUCUCAAGUGUUCUUAUCCAUAUGGAUUCUUCUUAGAACCUAAAAGCACAAAGAAAGAAAUUUUUGAACUAAUGCAAACAGACCUAGAAAUGGUCACUGAAGACCUUGCCCAGAAAGUCAAUAGGCCUUACCUUCGCACACCCCGCCACAAGAUCAUCAAGGCGGCAUGCCUUGUCCAGCAGAAGAGACAAGAAUUCCUGGCCUCCGUGGCCCGGGGCGUGGCUCCUGCAGAUUCUCCAGAGGCUCCGAGGCGCAGCUUUGCUGGUGGAACCUGGGAUUGGGAAUAUUUAGGAUUUGCAUCACCUGAGGAAUAUGCCGAGUUCCAGUAUCGGAGGCGGCACAGGCAGCGCCGCCGCGGGGACGUGCACAGUCUGCUCAGGAGCGCUCCCGACCCCGACGAGCCAAGCGAAAGCACUUUAGAUGUUUCGGAAGGCGGCAGCGGCCGCAGGCCUGGCACGUCCGUGGUAAGUUCUGCCUCCAUGAGUGUUCUGCACAGCUCCUCCUUGCAAGACUACACCCCUGCCAGUCGCUCGGAAAACCAGGACUCUCUUCAGGCCCUGAGUUCCUUGGAUGAAGAUGACCCCAACAUACUUCUCGCAAUACAGUUGUCGCUGCAGGAGUCUGGGCUGGCCAUGGACGAGGAGACGAGAGAGCCCCUCCGCAGCGAAGCGUCCCUGGGAGCGAUAGGCACUUCUCUGCCUUCCAGGCUGCACUCGCUCCCCCGGAGCUCAGAGAGCCCUCGGGCCGCACUGAGCAGCUCCGAGCUCUUGGAACUCGGUGACAGCCUCCUGAGGCUAGGAGCAGAGCGCGACCUGUUUUCGGCUGACACGGGGAGUUCACACCCUCCCCACGAGGCGGGCAGUGGUCUCUGCCCCUCUUCCAGUGACCCUGACUCAGCCGGCCAGGACCCCAGCAUCAACGACAAUCUGCUCGGCAAUAUCAUGGCUUGGUUUCACGACAUGAAUCCGCAGAGCAUCGCCCUGAUUCCCCCCGCGGAGAGCAGUGCAGAACCGCAGCUCCCGUGUGCCAAAGCCGGGUCAGAGGACGCGGGGCACGUGGAGCCAGCGCCGCUGCAGGAAGACUCCGUGUGCCAGGAUACUGGGGUCCCUGAGGGGAGAGGCAGCCAGGCAGAAGACGCGCCCUCGGGAGGAAGCCUUCCGGCUGAGGAAGCGGCGCCUCCAGCCGGUGACAGUGGCCGUGAAGCAGCUAGCAGAGGGGCUGGCUCAGGGGGUUCCAGUCAGACGCCUCAAGCCUCCAGUGACUGGCUGGAGCAGGUGCACCUGGUGUGAGCGCACACGCGGGCUCUAGGAGUCACUGCAGGGACAGGGGUGCCAGGCCGAGCGUGCGUCACAGAGACUUUGAUUCGCUCAACCCCCAACUCAGUGACAAGCCACCGACCCUGGGGUUCCCUACAAAGCAGUUCCCUGAAGUGGUAGCUUCGUUCUCGAUUGUAACCAUCCAGGGAAUGCGUUCCGUGUUUAAGUGGAUAGCUUUGCCCCCAUUUUGCUGACAGAAGAGCGGGAGAGAAAGAAACACAGAGUAAACGGGCCGUGUUCCACGUUCUAAGAAAAAGCAGCCCUCUGUUUCGCCCGGGCUGCAGUGCUCACAUGGACCAUUCCAGUGCGAGGCUGCCCUCCUGGUUUGGGGGUGGCUUUCCUUUAAAACCACCCUCCCGCCCAUCUGCUUCAUCCGAGCGGUUCCUUCGGACAGACCCGGUGAGCCGUGCGUCCGCAGGCACCUCCUGCCCCGCCUGCCCCGCCGUCACUGCCCCCUUCCCCUUGUUGUCUGAGCGGCGUGAACUGCGCUAACCACGGCUUCUCUGUAGUGCCGCAUCUGCCACAGCGUAGUGAGUUCUCAUUUUCACCUGAAUCAGAGAUUUCUUUUCACGACCCUUUCCAGCCCCAUUGUGCCAAACUCUGACUUGUGCACUGACUGACAAGGCGUGUAGGUGUGCAGUGUCCUAGCGCGCUCAGGGCAGCGCCAGCGGUCCCGGGAGUAAAAGGUGCCACUUGGUAGCAAAGAGAUUCCGGAACUUAAUGGGCUUUUGUUGCCAUGGAGACUGCAUUUAAAUAAAUGUAGCCUGUAGCUUAAGUUAACUAAACCUAAUGCUGCUGUUAAAAACAGUUUAUUUUAAUACGAAAAUACAGUUGAUUAGCAACAGCGGUGCUGUAUUUUAAGAGACACUUUAUUGGAAGUGCAAUCAUAGUUCUUUGUUUUCACAAUUUUACAGUGCAUUCUAAUUACUAAUGGGUGCAAUUACUUUUAAUGGUAAGUGUUUUAUAAAAUAGAAAAAAAAGUGGAGUUUUCAUGAGUUAUAGUAAAUCCCACAAUUAUUUAAAAAUUCAAUAAAACAUCCUGCGCAACAUGUUUUACCGUGCCUUUGCCUAACCUGAAUGGAUAGUUGCCAGUUAAAUAAGUGAGUAAUUCAAAUUUCAGUGUCUCUUCUGAAAUAACUAUGCUAUGAAUUGCAGAGACCUCCAUAAAACCACCCAUGGCCUUGCCUUUACAGUAAAUAAAACAACUAAAUGUUCAGUUUGUUUGCCUAAAUUGCCAAUGCUGAUGUGUGUGUGUUCUAUUGCACAAUACUCAUUUGCUGUGUGAUUACUGUUCAGUGUUGAAAAAAAAAUCAACUUCCUAGUUAUCAGUGUCUUACUGUGAAGCAAAUACUGAUCUUAGUUGUAAUUAAGAUACAGUGGUACAGUGUGUAAUUAAAACUAGAGAAAACUGUUGGAAUGGCUGUUUUACUUACAUAUUCUCAGCGCUAGCAUUACAUAAGCAAAGUAGAUCUGCGCAACACCCUGUUUCUGUUUGGCCAGAUGGUUAGCAGGAAUCUGCAGAUACCAGGAUGUCGGCACUGACUUGUACGGGCAAGCCCUGGGUCCGGGGAAAGGUUCUGUUAGUAGCGAUAGCCUCAUGAGUUGUGAUGAUGAUUUUUGAUUACUUUUUACUUUUUUUUGCCCCCAAACCCUGCUUUUAAAAUAUUUUUGUAUUGUGACUUCACAUGGCAAGAACAUUUUAAUGAAAAUAUUUGAUAUUCCCAGGUUCUGCUAGGAUAAAGUGUGUGAGGAUUGUUCCUAUGCCAUGGAUAGCAAAAGGUCCACAUUCGGUUUUGUUUCUCCAGUUACCAGACUCUUGAUGCCAAUCCCUACGGAGUUAGCGGGGGACUUUAUCUACAGUGUAUUACUGUAUGUUAAACUGAACUAGUCCAUUCAAGGAUUUUUUUUACAAAUUUAUUUUGGAGUAAAAAAUCUCAACACCAGUAAUUUGUAGACCAUGCUGUGAGUUUCCAGUCGAGAGAGUCUGCAUCACGCGGAGGCGUCUCGCGCAGCUGCGGGCAGGGGAGAACGCCUGUCCUGUGUGGAGGCAGCGCCUGCAGCGGCGCCUAGGGCCUUGCACCCUGUGCAGUUUCUGUGCCGUUCUCUCCUGAGCAUGAAAAAUGAUCAUCAUCCAAUUUGUAUUUCCUUGGGACAUACUUUAAAAACAACACAGUCAUUGACUUUACAAUUCAGUAAUAAAGUUUGGCAAAGCCUAUUUUGUAAACAGUUAAUUUUAUAAUGUUAAAAAAAAAAGUUAAUCUAACCUUGACUUGUUAUUUGCACUUUCAUAGUCUAUACUUGAUACAUUCCCACUUUAUAUACGGUAGGACUCUACAAACGUGUAGAUGUUGGCCAAAUGAAUGCUGUUAAUAAUAUGUAAAAUUCUUUGAUUAAACAUUUAUUACUUAAACUA